Molecule: messenger RNA, 628 nt
Organism: Tachyglossus aculeatus (Australian echidna)
Lineage: Eukaryota; Metazoa; Chordata; Mammalia; Monotremata; Tachyglossidae
Product: olfactory receptor 4C13-like
Exons: 1
Biological process (GO): G protein-coupled receptor signaling pathway
Cellular component (GO): membrane
Molecular function (GO): G protein-coupled receptor activity; olfactory receptor activity
Source: RefSeq, a predicted model, not a curated record
AUGCAGAAAAUUAUCUCUGUUGUGUUUUCAAUUAUCUUCAUCCUCACCAUUGUGGGAAACCUGAUCAUUGUGGUAACCAUAGCUUCCAGUCAGACACUAGAUUCCUCCAUGUAUUUUUUUCUGGUUCACCUGUCGUUCAUUGAUGGCUGCUAUCCCUCAGUCAGCACACCUAAACUGAUCGUCGACUACCUCUCAGAGACGAAAAUCAUCUUCUGCAAAGGCUUUAUGACCCAGGUCAUUGGAGAGCAUUUUUUUGGCGGGGCUGAGAUCAUUCUCCUCAUGGUGAUGGCCUAUGACCGUUACGUGGCUAUAUGCAAGCCGUUGCACUACACGACCAUCAUGAGCAGGCAUCUCUGUAGCUCACUGGUGGCCGUGGCCUGGGCCGGAGGCUUCCUUUAUGCCACAAUAAAGAUUCUCUUCAUGACACACUUACCAUUCUGUGGCCCCAAUAUCAUCGACCAUUUCAUGUGCGAUUUGUACCCCUUGCUGAAACUGGUCAGCACCAAUACUCACAACUUGCACCUGCUGGUUGCUGCUAACAGUGGCGGCAUGUGCGUGUUAAUCUUUGUCCUGUUGAUGAUUUCCUAUGCCAUCAUCAUACAUUCCCUGAAGACCCACAGUGCCGUGG